Molecule: messenger RNA, 834 nt
Organism: Saccostrea cuccullata (small rock oyster)
Lineage: Eukaryota; Metazoa; Mollusca; Bivalvia; Ostreida; Ostreidae
Exons: 11
Coding region: 1-834 (277 amino acids)
Molecular function (GO): protein binding
Source: RefSeq, a predicted model, not a curated record
AUGUGGCAGUCAGCCCAGUUCGAUCGCCAGUGGCAGGAUAGCUCAGUUGGAAAACCAAACCCUCCAUACAAUAUAUCCAUUAAUUGUGAAGUUUCUCGAGGAACUGCAAUAGUAAACUGGACACCAGGUUUUGAUGGAGGAGCAGAACAAACAUUCAUUGUGUCAUACAGAACCAGUGAUGGCGAUCAACAAUUAAGUGUAAAGUUCAGACAACCGAACGCUAUAAUUACUGGCUUGAAAGAUGGUACUCUCUACUACUUCAAAGUUAUUGCAAUCAACACAAAUGGUAAAACAUUGUCUGAAGAAGAGGAGUCUUGCAAAACACAAGAAGUCGUCAUUAUCAAAGAAUCAAAUAUAGGAGGAAUAAUAGGUGGCACGUUGGGGGGUGUUGUAUUGAUAAUACUUAUCGUCUUGAUAUUUCUCAACAGAAAAUAUCAGAUAAAAUGUCAUGAAAGAAUGCCAAACUCAAGUGGGGCGAAAAUGAAUGCAUCAGACAGUCUCUCAAGAUUACCAGGUCUUGGAGCAGAGAUGAGCGCCCAGUAUGAAGAGCUAAAUCAGAAUAGACGUGAACAGGAAAACAGUUAUGAUGCUAUUCGAACACCAAACAAAAACAGAAUUUCCGGGAAAGUAGUUCUCAGAGUUAAUUUCAAUAAUGACGCCCAGUAUGAAGAGCUAAAUCAGAAUAGACGUGAACAGGAAAACGGUUAUGCUGCUGUUCGAACACCAAACAAUCUACAACCCCAGAAAGAAGAAAGCAAGUAUGAAAUUACAAGUCCUAAAGAUAGUGAUUUUGCUGUUUUCAAUGCUCAUAUAAAGAAAAUGAUAGACAAAUAA